AAACAGAAAAAAAAAAGGCGCCAGAAAAACAAAUUUAAAGUGGGGGCAGGGCAGGGCCCGAACGCGGGGCCAGAGCAGGUGACCCCAGUGCAGCCCCAGUCGGAGCUCUCGGGGGCGCUGCGGGCCCGGAUGGAGGAGCGGCUCCAGUCUGCCCGUUUCCGCUACAUCAAUCAGCAGCUCUACACAUCCAGCAGUCAGGAGGCAGCCCAGUUCUUCCAGCAGGACCCCGAGGCCUUCGCCAUCUAUCACCGCGGCUUCUCCCAGCAGGUGGGACGCUGGCCCGAAAACCCGGUUCACCGCAUUAUCCAGUUGGGGCCAGCCUCGCUGGUGGUGGCAGAUUUUGGGUGUGGCGACUGCAAGAUUGCGACCAGUGUCAGGAACAAGGUGCACUCGUUCGACCUGGUGGCCCUGAACCCCUGCGUCACGGUGUGUGACAUGGCUAAGGUGCCGCUGGCUGACGAGUCCGUGGACGUUGCCGUGUUCUGCCUGGCACUGAUGGGCACCAACCUGCGAGAGAUUCUGGAAGAGGCCAACCGGGUGCUGAAGCCAGGGGGUGUACUGAAGUUGGCAGAGGUGGCCAGCCGCUUCGUAGACAUCCAGGGCGUUCUUAAUGACAUCUCAGGGAUGGACGCUCGAACAAGUUCAGAAUGGAGACGGAAGUUUGAGAACAGCCUUCUAUUUCUGAAGGAUGUGAACUUUCCGAAACUGCAGAUUCGAUUGUUGAUGACUCCUUUUGUUGUGUUUCAUUUUCUUCAACUUCUUUCGCUGAAUUCAAAUGUAGCAAUAGAUUUUGUUUUUCGAGUCCUCGAGCAAUAUCAAGGAGCCUUUUCUUUGCCUUUAGUAUUUCCCUUGAGCAGCAGCCACUUGUUCACGGUAAGAUUAAAAAACGAGAAGCCAAUCAAUUAUCGCAAAUGUUGA
Molecule: messenger RNA, 918 nt
Organism: Pelodiscus sinensis (Chinese soft-shelled turtle)
Lineage: Eukaryota; Metazoa; Chordata; Testudines; Trionychidae
Source: RefSeq, a predicted model, not a curated record